CUGCUGCUGCUCAGCCUCGGGCUGCUCCACGCAGGUGACUGCCAACAGCCAGCCCAGUGUCGAAUCCAGAAAUGUACCACGGACUUUGUGUCCCUGACUUCACACCUGAACUCUGCCGUUGACGGCUUUGACUCUGAGUUUUGCAAGGCCCUGCGUGCCUAUGCUGGCUGCACCCAGCGGACUUCAAAAGCCUGCCGUGGCAACCUGGUAUACCAUUCUGCUGUGCUGGGUAUCAGCGACCUCAUGAGCCAGAGGAACUGUUCCAAGGACGGACCUACAUCCUCUACCAACCCUGAAGUGACCCAUGAUCCUUGUAACUAUCACAGCCACGCAGGAGCCAGAGAACACAGGGGAGGGGACCAGAACUCUCCCAAUUACCUUUUUUGUGGCUUGUUCGGAGAUCCUCACCUUAGAACUUUCAAGGAUCACUUCCAGACGUGCAAAGUAGAAGGGGCCUGGCCACUCAUAGAUAAUAAUCAUCUUUCAGUUCAAGUGACGAAUGUGCCCGUGGUCCCUGGAUCCAGUGCUACUGCUACAAAUAAGAUCACGAUCAUCUUCAAAGCCCACCGGGAGUGUACAGAUCAGAAAGUAUACCAAGCUGUGACAGAUGACCUGCCAGCUGCCUUUGUGGAUGGCAGCACCAGCGGUGGGGACGGUGACACCAAGAGCCUGCGUAUCGUGGAGAGGGAGAGUGGCCGCUACGUGGAGAUGCACGCCCGCUACAUAGGCACCACGGUGUUUGUGCGGCAGCUGGGUCGCUACCUGACCCUCGCCAUCCGCAUGCCCGAAGACCUGGCCAUGUCCUACGAGGAAAGCCAGGACCUGCAGCUGUGUGUGAACGGCUGCCCCCUGAGCGAGCGCAUCGAUGAUGGGCAGGGCCAGGUGUCUGCCAUCCUGGGGCACACCCUGCCUCGCACCUCCCUGGUGCAGGCCUGGCCUGGCUACACACUGGAGACUGCCAACGCUCAAUGCCACGAGAAGAUGCCAGUGAAGGACAUCUAUUUCCAGUCCUGUGUCUUUGACCUGCUCACCACUGGUGAUGCCAACUUCACUGCCGCAGCCCACAGUGCCUUGGAGGAUGUGGAGGCGCUGCACCCAAGGAAGGAACGCUGGCACAUUUUCCCGAGCAGCAGCCGUGGGACUCCCCGUGGAGGCAGCCACGUGUCUCUCAGUCUAGGACUCACAUGCUUGAUCCUUAUUGUGUUUUUUUAGGGGUUGUCUUUUGUUUUGUUUUUUAUUUUUUUGUCUAUAACAAAAUUUUAAAAUAUAUAUUGUCAUAAUAUAUUGAGUAAAAGAGUAUAUAUGUAUAUACCAUGUAUAUGACAGGAUGUUUGUCCUGGGACACCCACCAGAUUGUACAUAUUGUGUUUGACUGUUCUCACGUAUGUUGGAUGUAGUAUUCUUUGAUUGUAUCGAUUUUGUUUUGCAGUUUUGUGAAAUGUUUUAUAA
This is a messenger RNA of Ceratotherium simum simum (southern white rhinoceros), 1449 nucleotides long. It is a transcript of the gene RGMB, whose product is annotated as repulsive guidance molecule BMP co-receptor b. Gene Ontology annotation, cellular component: plasma membrane. Gene Ontology annotation, biological process: BMP signaling pathway. Lineage: Eukaryota; Metazoa; Chordata; Mammalia; Perissodactyla; Rhinocerotidae. The record is from RefSeq and is a predicted model, not a curated record. Gene Ontology annotation, molecular function: coreceptor activity.